AUGGAAUCUUCAUUUACAUCCUUUCGAAACAACAAAUUUAUGAAAUGUAAAGGCGACUUUGCCAGGUCAAUUUCGAUGUCGCAAGUAUGCCAUUUGGUUAACCGUUUCCCUCCAUCCUGCUGGUUCCAUUUAUCUGCUUUCUUGCUAUCACUGUUCAAGUAUGCCAGCGUCGAGUGGGUCUGGCGGUUGAAUGAUGCGGUCUAUACAUCUGAUACUUCUGACGGCAUAAGACGCAUUAACAUUCGUUCGAUGUUUUCUUUUCAAGAAUGUCUGCUCCCAAUGAGUCGCUGCCUGGUGGUGUGCUGUACUUUCUAUCUGUCUUGUGAAAGAGUUCACAUCUUUGCUGAUAGGUACAUGCACAUCUUUGAUAUUAUGCUGGCUUUUGUACAAUUCGUUGCUCUACAUGGAACACUGUUGAUGGCUUCAACCUUUUCAUUCUAUGCUCUCUCUGGAUCUCGCCUGGAAACAUCACUUUUAUAUUGCCCUAAAAACUGA
This is a messenger RNA of Mucor velutinosus, 495 nucleotides long. RefSeq lists its product as uncharacterized. The transcript is spliced from 5 exons. The coding region runs from base 1 to 495 and encodes 164 amino acids. The record is from RefSeq and is a predicted model, not a curated record. NCBI's taxonomy places the organism in Eukaryota, Fungi, Mucoromycota, Mucoromycetes, Mucorales, Mucoraceae.